Molecule: messenger RNA, 723 nt
Organism: Dipodomys ordii (Ord's kangaroo rat)
Lineage: Eukaryota; Metazoa; Chordata; Mammalia; Rodentia; Heteromyidae
Gene: Lypd8
Product: LY6/PLAUR domain containing 8
Exons: 5
Coding region: 1-723 (240 amino acids)
Biological process (GO): defense response to Gram-negative bacterium
Source: RefSeq, a predicted model, not a curated record
AUGAGCGCCGGCACCACCAGCUGCGCCCUCCUGGCUGGGCUCCUCGCGGCCCUGGCCAUCACAGCCGUGGAGCCCCUGAGUUGCGCCCAGUGUGACUCCACGCUGGUCUCCUGCGAGAACGUCAGUGCGACCGUGUGCGCAGCAGAUGCCCAGAGCUGUGUGGCCUGGCUGACCAGCUCCCUUCUGGGAGACACCAACAUGCUCAAGCAGAACAUGUCCUGCUCGCCCAGCAACUGCACGGGCCAUGGGGACACCUCGGUGGUCUUCACCGUCCGGGUGUCGGGGGAAGAGUUCUUCCACUUUGCAAACCAGUGCUGCCAAGGAAGGAGCUGCAACGGCACCAGCGCUGUUCCAGCCGCCGCAGACCAGUCCAGUAACACAGAGUGCCCGGCUUGUUUUGGGUACAACACCACAUCCUGCACGGAGAAGACCCAGAAGUGUAACAAGCAGGAGCGGUGCGUGUCUCUGACCGCGGACGUUACCAACGGAACCCAGUCCCGGCUCUUGGUGAAAGGCUGCUCUGACAUCAGCAGCUCCACCUGUGGGGCCCUGUCCGCCGGGGGGAAUCAGACGGUGGGAGACGUCCUGCUCAUCCAGGUGAACUGCACGGACGCGGCCGCCAGCCCCACCCCCAAGCCCAGCAGCUCCAGCCAGGGCGGCCUCAGAGCCUGGGGCGGCUUCUGGCCCCCGGCCGGCCUCCUCCUGGCCCUGCUGCUGCUCUGA